AUGACGAGUGCACUGAGUCCGAGUACAUCCAAAACUACAUGUAACGCAUGUGCUAAAUCUUCGGAUACUGGAAAGGAGAUUCAACCGUUUGGAGUUUUGGUUGGAAAGAAACUUCAGAAAAGGGUCAACUCCCCGUUGACAGCGUUUGCUAGUUACUGGAAAACCGAAUCCACUCCAUCAAAUAACAAUGAACACGAAAUACCUGUAGAUGUCCUCCGAAAAAUCAGUGUGUCCCGUAAGGAAUCAGGAACCCACGUGGAUACAGUAGUCACUACAAUCGACGGACAACGAUACGACACAAAAGAACUUGACAACGACCCGGACUUUAGUGAGACUGCAGAAUGGGCGUUCCCGAUUUUCCAGAUUUCGAGGAAGUAUCCAAAGACUAUUUUGAGCAGGUUAACGUACAACAUCUUCCAACAAUCAGAAUUAUUCCGGAUUUUCAAAGUGUCACCAAUCAAGUUUUUCAACUUUUUCCAUGCUCUUGAGAAGGGAUAUUGGGAGAUUCCAUAUCACAACCGAAUCCAUGCAGCCGAUGUCCUCCAUGGCUGUUACUAUCUCUCAGUUCAUCCAGUCCGACCGCAAUUCGGUGUCGUCAAAUCUCCAGAUUCCCUACUCCCGGCACCACUACCAGUGGCUGCAUCAGUCAUGUCUCAAAUGAGUACUUUGGAGUUGAUGGCUCUAUUCACAGCAGCCGCAAUGCAUGAUUAUGAUCAUCCAGGAAGAACUAAUGCGUUUUUGGUUACUGUAGAAGACAAGAAGGCUAUUUUAUACAAUGAUAGAAGUGUGCUGGAGAACCAUCAUGCAGCUGAAUCAUGGAAAUUAUUGUGUCGGCCCGAGAAUCAUUUUAUUGAAAAUUUGGAUCCUGCUGAGAUGAAACGAUUCCGAUACCUUGUCCUGGAAUAUAUCUUGGCUACCGAUCUGAAACAACAUUUUGAAAUCAUAAUGACAUUCAAUGAUCGACUAUCCGAUAUGGAUCUUCAAGUGGAAUCUGAUAGACUACUCGUCGGAAAACUUCUGAUCAAAAUGGCUGAUAUCAACAGUCCAACAAAACCAUACGGAUUGCAUCGACAGUGGACUGAUCGAAUCUGUGAAGAGUUCUAUGAGCAAGGAGACGAUGAGAAGAAGAGAGGAUUAGCAAUUACUCCGUAUAUGGAUAGAGGAGAUGCACAAGUGGCGAAGUUACAAGACUCGUUCAUUGCUCAUGUUGUUAGUCCGUUGGCUCAGGCAAUGCAUGAGAGUGGUCUUCUUCCAAUUCUUCCUGGACUUGAAACCUCUGAACUAAUGAUAAAUAUGCAACAUAAUCAUCGAAAAUGGAAAGAAGAAAUUGAAAUUGAAACGGCUAGUUAUGAGCCGACAACGUGUAAUGGUGGAAAUGUAAACGGAGUGAUAGAAGAAGAGAGUGCGAGUACGAGUGAUAGUCCGGAUCCACAGCGAGAUUCUCCGUCCCUUGAUUCGGAACUUAGUCAGGUUUGUUGA
Molecule: messenger RNA, 1479 nt
Organism: Caenorhabditis remanei
Lineage: Eukaryota; Metazoa; Nematoda; Chromadorea; Rhabditida; Rhabditidae
Exons: 7
Coding region: 1-1479 (492 amino acids)
Biological process (GO): signal transduction
Molecular function (GO): 3',5'-cyclic-AMP phosphodiesterase activity
Source: RefSeq, a predicted model, not a curated record